CGUGCGACUUCUUAGGGCGAAGACACUGAAUCACAAAUGUUGCUUACACGUAAAUAACGCGAACAACACAACAUGAAAGGCGGCACCUUUCGCAACACACAAUGGGAUCCCAUACUGCUGACAUCACAGAUUGUAUCCAUGCAGUGUUGUGUGUACUUUACACUCGGCCUGCUGAUCUUCAUUGCCAACUACCUGGCUGGAGACAAUUACACCCUAGACAACAUAUUCGAAUAUCAUGAAAUACAUAUUUACGAUGUAGGUGGCCGGCUGGUUAUCUGUGCUUUCAUACUCAAUUCCUUCCUUGCCUCAUUGGCCUUGUGGUUCAUUGUGCGGCGCGCCAAGCUGUGUCUGGACUUUAGCUGCACAUUCCAUCUGCUGCAUCUAAUAAUCUGCUGGUGGUACAACCGCUCCUUUCCCGCCAACGUAUCCUGGUGGCUACUAAAUGUCAUCACGGCGACGAUUAUGUGCAUUGGCGGCGAAUUUUUGUGCCUGCAAUCGGAACUGAAAGAAAUUCCCGUCGGCUAUGCGGCGCUCAAUCAAAAGUCGGAUGUUUGAUCAGAGUGUGUGCAACUUGUGAUGUUGAAAAACAAACUAAUACUAUAUCUCUACAAAUGUAAUUUAUUGCCUACAUUAGUUAAUAAUAAAUAAGGUAAACUAACA
Messenger RNA from Scaptodrosophila lebanonensis, 660 nucleotides. RefSeq names its product protein SYS1 homolog (gene Sys1). Gene Ontology annotation, biological process: protein localization to Golgi apparatus; Golgi to endosome transport; Golgi to plasma membrane protein transport. The transcript has 3 exons. Lineage: Eukaryota; Metazoa; Arthropoda; Insecta; Diptera; Drosophilidae. Bases 73 to 555 code for a protein of 160 amino acids. The record is from RefSeq and is a predicted model, not a curated record. Gene Ontology annotation, cellular component: trans-Golgi network; Golgi membrane.